This is a messenger RNA of Iphiclides podalirius (scarce swallowtail), 2022 nucleotides long. The record is from the annotation of a GenBank genome assembly. Lineage: Eukaryota; Metazoa; Arthropoda; Insecta; Lepidoptera; Papilionidae.
AUGCCUGAUGCGGAGUUGGUGGCGUCAACUGUUGAAAAUGUUCGGGUGGUCGUUCGGGUGCGGCCGAUGGACCAGCGGGAGAAGAUCGACGGCUCUUACAACUGCGUGUCCGUGGAUCCCGUGAAUAGCACCAUCGCCGUCACCAGAAGCAACGCGUCACCGCCCGAACCCCCUCGAAUUUACGCUUACGAUGCAGUUUUCGACACCAAUACCAGCCAGAUGGACAUCUACGUGCAGACCGCCAGCCCCAUCGUCGAGCAGGUGGUGCGCGGCUACAACGGCACCAUAUUCGCGUACGGCCAGACCGGCACCGGCAAGACCUACACCAUGGCCGGCUCCAACACGGCCCCGGAGCUGCGCGGCAUAAUACCCAACUCCUUCGCCCACAUCUUCAGCCACAUAGCGCAGGCGAAGGAGGACGAGAAGUUCCUGGUAUGCGUGACAUACCUGGAGAUCUAUAACGAGGAGGUGCGCGAUCUCCUGGGCAACAAUCCGCACCGGAGUCUCGAGGUGAAAGAGCGCCCUGACAUCGGGGUGUUCGUCAAGGACCUGACAGGCUACGUGGUGCACAACGCGGACGAGCUGGAGAAGAUAAUGGCGGUGGGCAACCGGAACCGGCACAUCGGCGCCACGGCGAUGAACAUCGAGAGUUCCAGGUCCCACGCGAUCUUCUCCAUCACGGUGGAGAGCAGCAAGAAGGGCGCCGAUGGCAAGACCCACGUCAAGAUGGGCAAGCUCCAUCUGGUCGACUUAGCGGGUUCUGAGCGUCAGAGCAAGACUCAGGCGACCGGCACCCGCCUGAAGGAGGCCACGAAGAUCAACCAGUCGCUGUCGGUCCUGGGCAACGUGAUAUCGGCGCUGGUCGACGGCAAGUCCACCCACAUACCGUACAGGAACUCGAAGCUGACGCGGCUGCUGCAGGACUCGCUCGGCGGCAACUCCAAGACCGUCAUGAUCGCGACCAUCGGCCCUGCCGAGUGCAACUACGUGGAGACUAUCAGCACACUGCGCUACGCGAACCGGGCGAAGAACAUCGAGAACAAGACGCACGUGAACAGCGAGCCGGGAGAUGCGCUCCUCACCAGAUUCCAGCAAGAGAUUGACCAACUGAAGAAGCAACUCGAAGAGACCGCUAAUGAGAUCGAGGAAGAGGGUGAGGAGGAACCCAGCGAGGAGGAGUUGACAGACGAAACCCUAACAGAUCCCGAGCUCGACGCGCUCGACCCUGAAGAGAAGAAGAUACGCCGCAAGAUGAGAAGAGAGGAGAAGGAGAAGCUGAACAGGGAGAAGGCGCACCAAGCGCGGAAGGUUCUAGAAGAAAAGAAAGCCGAGCUGCAGAGGACUAAGAAGCAACAGGAGGAGUUGAAGGAGAAGUUGCAGCGGCUGGAGUCGAAGGUGCUGGUGGGGGGGGAGAACCUGCUGGACAAGGCGGAGGCCCAGCGGCGGCUGCUGGAGCAGGCCGCCAGGGAGCUGGAGCAGAGGCGCCUGAACGAGCUUCGCUUGCAGGAGGACCUCAUGAAGAAGGAGGCGGAGCGUCUGGACCUUGAGGAGCGCUACUCCAGCCUGCAGGAGGAGAACGCCGCGAAGACCCGGAAGCUGAAGCGGGCGGUGCAACUCCUCAACUCGGCCAAGGCGGAGCUGGCCGACCAGCAGCGGGAGCAGCAGCGCGAGAUGGAGGGCAUCCUGGACGGAGUGCGGGCUCUGAAGCGCGAGAUCCAGCUCGCAGACCUGGUGCUCGACUCCUACAUACCCAAGGAGUACCAGGCGCUGAUCGACAAGUACGUGCACUGGAACGAGCAGCUGGGCGAGUGGCAGGUCAAGUGCGUCGCGUACACCGGCAACAACAUGAGCGCGCCCCACCAGCGCAGCGCUCAGCGCGCGCACAAGCACUUGGAGCCACCGGACCUGUCGGACCGCUACCUGUCCUACUCCACGGCGGGCGGCACCCGCCCCGGCACCAGGCUCGCCCGCCCCCAGUCGGCGGUGCCGCGCCCCCACUCCGUCGCUCUAAGGCAGCGCCAG